UCGUCGUGUGGGUCAGAGAGAAGCUACUGACAGCUAGCAACGCUAGCUUAGUCACAGAGCCGCCGGGAGAAGGUCGACAGUAGGACAGCAGCAUCCUCUCCUAGCGUAAAACCUACCUGCUUUUUAUUUUACAUCCUACCGAGGGAAGAAGGCUUUUUAAAUCCCGUAGCUUGUAAAAAAAAAAAAGACGCCUAGCGAGCUAACCGUUUAGCGAGCUAGCUUCAAGUUUCCGUGCAGUGUCCUCUUUCUAUCUGAACAUCCACAAUCAUGGCUGCGCUGAGAGCGUCCUACCACCGGAUCCUGGACAGGGUCGAGCAUAUGCUGCCCGCCAAACUGAGACCCCUGUACAACCACCCUGCAGGUCCAAAAACGGUUUUCUUCUGGGCCCCAGUGUUUAAAUGGGGUCUGGUUUUCGCUGGUUUGGCUGAUAUGACUCGACCAGCUGAUAAACUCAGUACCUCCCAGUCUGCGGUGCUGACGGCCACAGGGCUCAUCUGGUCCAGAUAUUCGCUGGUCAUCAUCCCGAAGAACUGGAACCUGUUUGCUGUCAACUUCUUUGUCGGCAGCGCGGGAGCCUCUCAGCUUUACAGGAUCUGGAGGUACCAGCAGGACAAGAAGGCACAGGAGAAAGAGGCUGCAGAGUCCUGAGGCUUCCCUGUUUGCCAACGCUCCAUUGCAGUGAACUAAAAGGGAGACUCCUCAUCAUCUCUACAGAAUCCCACGUUGUCUCCAUAACAUCCAUGCCAUAACCAUUGUUCUACCACAUUAAGCCUGUUGUCCCUGUUGGAAAUAAGCACUUUUCCUUAAGUUUCAGAUUUCCUCAGGGGUGUAGUUAAGAAAAAGACAAAAAAAAAAAGAAAAGAAAAGAAAAAAAAAAGGACAUUUUUUUUUAACUGUUGUCAACACACACUCAAGAAUGGUGGUCAUCAACGCACAAGUACUGCUUGUUCAGCAAGUUCCAUGAUUGUACAGUGUUUAAUUUAACGUCAUGCGUUAUAUUUCGUGCACGAGCUGGGAGGUUUUUCCAUCGUUUUUUUUCCGAUGUAGCAAUCAGUACCUCGAGCAAAAGAUUUCCCAAAAAAAAAAAAAGAAUAUGAAGAAAUGUAACUCUUGGAUUUGUGUUGAACGUGGUUUAAGGAAUGUUUCCAAAUGAAUUUACGAAGGAUGUCAUCACAUUUAUCGCUUCAUUCACUUAUUUAUAAUUUGGUUAGAGUUCAGGCAUCUGUACCUCAACGAUCAUUAAAUCAUGAUUGAUUACCAUGUAAGGAUUCCUUCCAUUUUAAUGGCUUUAAGUGUUUUAAUCUGUGUGAAAACAAAUCCUAAUUUAUGAAUCACUUGAUUUAUCUCUUGUAGUCAAAACUGUAUAGAAAGAUGCUGUUUUUUUGUAAUUCUAUAUCAGGAAUUCUCACACAAAUGCCACAUUUUUAACCUGUGGAGCUUUUUGUUGAUCCUUACCACAGAGUCGACGAGCAAACACUGGUACCGACGCUUCCUUAUUAUUAAAACCUUGCAGUCAAAAGCCUUGUUGUUCUUAGGAAGGUGUUUUAUAUUUUUUUUUUCUGUAUAAGAAUAACAGUUUCUUUGACAUGUUCCCACCAUAUUUAUACAGUAUAGUCCAAUGAGUAAUUUAGCAAUAAUCGGUAUUAUCACGUAAUCUGCUGACUGUUUGAACAAAUGGCACUUUCGAGGGUUGAUCUUGAUGGCUCUGUGGCUCUGUAAUGGCUCUGUAAUGCUAAUAAACACUGUUUAACACCUACA
Molecule: messenger RNA, 1758 nt
Organism: Stegastes partitus (bicolor damselfish)
Lineage: Eukaryota; Metazoa; Chordata; Actinopteri; Pomacentridae
Gene: mpc2b
Product: mitochondrial pyruvate carrier 2b
Exons: 5
Coding region: 268-648 (126 amino acids)
Biological process (GO): pyruvate import into mitochondria
Cellular component (GO): mitochondrial inner membrane
Source: RefSeq, a predicted model, not a curated record